GGCAGAGAAGAAGGAGAUGGCGAGGACGGAGGAAGAGAGAGUCGUGGGAAACGAGUCCUCGUCCGACGAGAAAAAUGACCUGGUGGAGGAGAUCCAACAGGUCAUCGAAUCGGUGGUUCAAUUCGGCGACUACCGGAGGACGCAGAGGAAGGAAAGCCACAACCUCGUGCGCCGUUUCAAGCUCAUGUUGCCGCUCUUGGAAGAGCUUCGUGACCUCCCACAACCCUUCCCCGAAAUUGGCGUCGCUUGGUUAACCAAACUCAAGGACGCACUCUUGCUCGCCAAGGAUUUGUUGAAACUAUGCAGCCAAGGAAGCAAGAUUCACCUCUCUUUGGAGACCGAGGCAGUUAUGAUCACGUUUCGGAAAGUGUAUGAAAAAUUAAGCCAAGCGUUUGAUGGUGUGCCUUUUGAUGAAUUGGGUAUCUCAGAUGAAGUCAAAGAACAGGCAGAUAUAGUAAUGUAG
Molecule: messenger RNA, 463 nt
Organism: Glycine soja
Lineage: Eukaryota; Viridiplantae; Streptophyta; Magnoliopsida; Fabales; Fabaceae
Product: U-box domain-containing protein 13-like
Exons: 3
Coding region: 17-463 (148 amino acids)
Biological process (GO): cell surface receptor signaling pathway
Source: RefSeq, a predicted model, not a curated record